CCCCCGCGCCCAGCCAUGCUGAGCUGAGCCCCGCCGGCCCUGGCCGCGCGCUGCCCCCGGCUCCCGCCCCUCCGCGGACCCGCUCGGGGGCCGCGGCCGCUCGGCGCCUCGGCCUCGGCCGCUCCGCCCGCCCGGCCGCCCCGAGCCCCGAGCCCCGAGCCCCCCGCGCCGGGCCCGGGCGGCAGCGGCGGCGGCGGCGGCGGCGGCGCGCCCGGCCCCCUCCCCCGGCGCCGGCCACGGGAGGCGGUGAUGCGGGCGCGGGCGGCCUCGGCUGCGCCGAGAGCGGAGACACAGGCUCAAGAUGGCAGAUUCCGACUGAGGCUGGGGGGGCCGAGCUCGCGCGCCGCUUUCCCGUCCCCGUUGCCAUGAACCGCGGACACCCCGGCCCCGAUGGCCCCCGUGUACGAAGGUAUGGCCUCACAUGUGCAAGUUUUCUCCCCUCACACCCUUCAAUCAAGUGCCUUCUGUAGUGUGAAGAAACUGAAAAUAGAGCCGAGUUCCAACUGGGACAUGACUGGGUACGGCUCCCACAGCAAAGUGUAUAGCCAGAGCAAGAACAUCCCCCUGUCGCAGCCAGCCACCACAACCGUCAGCACCUCCUUGCCGGUCCCAAACCCAAGCCUACCUUACGAGCAGACCAUCAUCUUCCCAGGAAGCACCGGGCACAUCGUGGUCACCUCAGCAAGCAGCACUUCUGUCACCGGGCAAGUCCUCGGCGGACCACACAACCUAAUGCGUCGAAGCACUGUGAGCCUCCUUGAUACCUACCAAAAAUGUGGACUCAAGCGUAAGAGCGAGGAGAUCGAGAACACAAGCAGCGUGCAGAUCAUCGAGGAGCAUCCACCCAUGAUUCAGAAUAAUGCAAGCGGGGCCACUGUCGCCACUGCCACCACGUCGACUGCCACCUCCAAAAACAGCGGCUCCAACAGCGAGGGCGACUAUCAGCUGGUGCAGCAUGAGGUGCUGUGCUCCAUGACCAACACCUACGAGGUCUUAGAGUUCUUGGGCCGAGGGACGUUUGGGCAAGUGGUCAAGUGCUGGAAACGGGGCACCAAUGAGAUCGUAGCCAUCAAGAUCCUGAAGAACCACCCGUCCUAUGCCCGACAAGGUCAGAUUGAAGUGAGCAUCCUGGCCCGGUUGAGCACGGAGAGUGCCGAUGACUAUAACUUCGUCCGGGCCUACGAAUGCUUCCAGCACAAGAACCACACGUGCUUGGUCUUCGAGAUGUUGGAGCAGAACCUCUAUGACUUUCUGAAGCAAAACAAGUUUAGCCCCUUGCCCCUCAAAUACAUUCGCCCAGUUCUCCAGCAGGUAGCCACAGCCCUGAUGAAACUCAAAAGCCUAGGUCUUAUCCAUGCUGACCUCAAACCAGAAAACAUCAUGCUGGUGGAUCCAUCUAGACAACCAUACAGAGUCAAGGUCAUCGACUUUGGUUCAGCCAGCCACGUGUCCAAGGCUGUGUGCUCCACCUACUUGCAGUCCAGAUAUUACAGGGCCCCUGAGAUCAUCCUUGGUUUACCAUUCUGUGAGGCAAUUGACAUGUGGUCCCUGGGCUGUGUUAUUGCAGAAUUGUUCCUGGGCUGGCCAUUAUAUCCAGGAGCUUCAGAGUAUGAUCAGAUUCGGUAUAUUUCACAAACACAGGGUUUGCCUGCUGAAUAUUUAUUAAGUGCCGGGACAAAGACAACUAGGUUUUUCAACCGUGACACGGACUCACCAUAUCCUUUGUGGAGACUGAAGACACCAGAUGACCAUGAAGCAGAGACAGGGAUUAAGUCAAAAGAAGCAAGAAAGUACAUUUUCAACUGUUUAGAUGAUAUGGCCCAGGUGAACAUGACGACAGAUUUGGAAGGGAGCGACAUGUUGGUAGAAAAGGCUGACCGGCGGGAGUUCAUUGACCUGUUGAAGAAGAUGCUGACCAUUGACGCUGACAAGAGAAUCACUCCAAUCGAAACCCUGAACCAUCCCUUUGUCACCAUGACACACUUACUCGAUUUUCCCCACAGCACACACGUCAAAUCAUGUUUCCAGAACAUGGAGAUCUGCAAGCGUCGGGUGAAUAUGUAUGACACGGUGAACCAGAGCAAAACCCCUUUCAUCACGCACGUGGCCCCCAGCACAUCCACCAACCUGACCAUGACCUUUAACAACCAGCUGACCACUGUCCACAACCAGGCUCCCUCCUCUACCAGUGCCACUAUUUCCUUAGCCAAUCCCGAAGUCUCCAUACUAAACUACCCAUCUACACUCUACCAGCCCUCAGCGGCAUCCAUGGCUGCAGUGGCCCAGCGGAGCAUGCCCCUGCAGACAGGAACAGCCCAGAUUUGUGCCCGGCCUGACCCGUUCCAGCAAGCUCUCAUCGUGUGUCCCCCCGGCUUCCAAGGCUUGCAGGCCUCUCCCUCUAAGCACGCUGGCUACUCGGUGCGAAUGGAAAAUGCAGUUCCCAUCGUCACUCAAGCCCCAGGAGCUCAGCCUCUUCAGAUCCAACCGGGUCUGCUUGCCCAGCAGGCUUGGCCAAGUGGGACCCAGCAGAUCCUGCUUCCCCCAGCAUGGCAGCAGCUGACUGGAGUGGCCACCCACACAUCAGUGCAGCAUGCCACCGUGAUUCCCGAGACCAUGGCAGGCACCCAGCAGCUGGCGGACUGGAGGAACACGCAUGCUCACGGAAGCCAUUAUAAUCCCAUCAUGCAGCAGCCUGCACUAUUGACCGGUCAUGUGACCCUUCCAGCAGCACAGCCCUUAAAUGUGGGUGUGGCCCACGUGAUGCGGCAGCAGCCAACCAGCACCACCUCCUCCCGGAAGAGUAAGCAGCACCAGUCAUCUGUGAGAAAUGUCUCCACCUGUGAGGUGUCCUCCUCUCAGGCCAUCAGCUCCCCACAGCGAUCCAAGCGUGUCAAGGAGAACACACCUCCCCGCUGUGCCAUGGUGCACAGUAGCCCGGCCUGCAGCACCUCGGUCACCUGUGGGUGGGGCGACGUGGCCUCCAGCACCACCCGGGAACGGCAGCGGCAGACAAUUGUCAUUCCCGACACUCCCAGCCCCACGGUCAGCGUCAUCACCAUCAGCAGUGACACGGACGAGGAGGAGGAACAGAAACACGCCCCCACCAGCACUGUCUCCAAGCAAAGAAAAAACGUCAUCAGCUGUGUCACAGUCCACGACUCCCCCUACUCCGACUCCUCCAGCAACACCAGCCCCUACUCCGUGCAGCAGCGUGCUGGGCACAACAAUGCCAAUGCCUUUGACACCAAGGGGAGCCUGGAGAAUCACUGCACGGGGAACCCCCGAACCAUCAUCGUGCCACCCCUGAAAACCCAGGCCAGCGAAGUAUUGGUGGAGUGUGAUAGCCUGGUGCCAGUCAACACCAGUCACCACUCGUCCUCCUACAAGUCCAAGUCCUCCAGCAACGUGACCUCCACCAGCGGUCACUCUUCAGGGAGCUCAUCUGGAGCCAUCACCUACCGGCAGCAGCGGCCGGGCCCCCACUUCCAGCAGCAGCAGCCACUCAAUCUCAGCCAGGCUCAGCAGCACAUCACUGCGGACCGCACUGGGAGCCACCGAAGGCAGCAGGCCUACAUCACUCCCACCAUGGCCCAGGCUCCGUACUCCUUCCCGCACAACAGCCCCAGCCACGGCACUGUGCACCCCCAUCUGGCUGCAGCCGCCGCCGCUGCCCACCUCCCCACCCAGCCCCACCUCUACACCUACACUGCGCCGGCGGCCCUGGGCUCCACCGGCACCGUGGCCCACCUGGUGGCCUCGCAAGGCUCUGCGCGCCACACCGUGCAGCACACUGCCUACCCAGCCAGCAUCGUCCACCAGGUCCCCGUGAGCAUGGGCCCCCGGGUCCUGCCCUCGCCCACCAUCCACCCGAGUCAGUAUCCAGCCCAAUUUGCCCACCAGACCUACAUCAGCGCCUCGCCAGCCUCCACCGUCUACACUGGAUACCCACUGAGCCCCGCCAAGGUCAACCAGUACCCUUACAUAUAAACACUGGAGGGGAGGGAGGGAGGGAGGGAGAGAAUGGCCCGAGGGAGGAGGGAGAGAAGGAGGGAGGCGCUCCUGGGACCGUGGGCGCUGGCCUUUUAUACUGAAGAUACCGCACACAAACAAUGCAAACGGGGCAGGGGCGGGGGCGGGGGGGGGGGCAGAGGGCAGGGGGACGGGACGGGACACCAGUGAAACUUGAACCGGGAAGUGGGAGGACGUAGAGCAGAGAAGAGAACAUUUUUAAAAGGAAGGGAUUAAAGAGGGUGGGAAAUCUAUGGUUUUUAUUUUAAAAAAAGAAAAAGGAAAAAAAAAAGUCAAUAACAAAAAACCCAGCUCAAGAACCCAUUCUACGCCAAACUGGAAAAGAGAAGAGAGCAACAGGAAGAUUCCAGAAACGGGGGGCCCCAGUUUUUGAAGAACUUUAUGAACUUUUCAAAGAUUAUUUUCAUAUGGCAGCAAGUGAUACGGAAGACUGCUGUCAGGGACACCUGAUAUGGAAAUCAAAUAGAUUUUUAAUUAAUUGAACAUAAGAUUUAGGGAUUUUUCCAGAACUCGAAAGGGUCAACAGCCCUCCAGAAUGUCAGGCUGCAGCCUGAGGAGGCUGAUGUUUGGAGCUGGUGUGGGAUUGGCGAAGCCCAGUCCGGGCUCCCUAGUCAGGAAAGACGGGGGACGGCCAGGCUGCUGGAAGGCCCCCGGGGGCGCGGGGCGAGUUUUCUUUUUCUGAGCACUCUGGAUAAAUCCCUAAGCAACGUUGUUCCUCAAAUGUCAUUAAUAAUGUGUGUUGCAAACUUUAGGUUUUUUUCUUUUCUGAAAAUGUAUUUUCUCUCUGAAUCCACCCCUAGUCGCGUAGCGUAAGGCUAGCGGUCGUCACAGACACCCUAGUAGAAUGUAGCACUCAGCACCCUUGUCUCCUACCUUGUGUUCAACUCCAGUGAUACCAAUAGAAUAUUCCUCAAUGUAAUUGCACAAAAAAAGCGAUAUAACAUAGGCAUGUAACCAAUGUGGCGGUGCAGGUGUGCGGGUGAGCGAGCACGUGUGGGUGUGCACGCGCCGCCCUCCCCGCGUGGCCCUCGGCGCCGCCACCCUAGCUGGCGCAGUCUUGACACUGCAUCCUUCCCUCCUAGUGCCUUACCGAGCGACAGACGCGGCGUGAGGGUUUACUUCCACUGGUACUCCAAGAAACUGAGGCUAGUCAGACACAAUCUCAGCUCUUCUGUUGUGCUGUUGUAACAGUUUACUCUGGCCUUUUUCUUUUUCUUUUUCUUUUUAAAAUGUUAAUGCCCGUGGUCUUUCCUGGGCUGUUUGCUAGCGGAAGGAUGCCAGGGAAGCCAGCAGGAGCUAGGAGAGAGUCCGUGGAUCUCGAAAGAAAUAUGGGAGACAGAUGCCCGGCGGGUGCGUCUGGAGAUGGGGACGGCGGGAGUUGAGUUGUGGCAGUAGUUGAGUUGUAAUUUGUGGGCGGAGGCCCAGAGAGACUCCCCACCCUUCACCCCUGCCCCACUCUGUCCCCAGCUCCGCCAUUUGUGAGGCCAGAGGUUUCCGGACUGUUGGCCUCGCCAGGCAGCCGUCUCCCGCCCCAGGCGGCAUCCCCCAGUCCCUCCCGCCGCCACGAGAGCCUGGAGCUCUCAGCCUCGCCCGGGGCUCCACUCUCUCUUCCGGCUCCCUGGGCUGUUUUGCUCUAACGAUCUUGCCAGAUCCCUCCCUCUGUAGACAACCACCAACCUCUGUUUGCUGUUGAACUCUCUCCUCACAUUACCCAGGUCUGCUCAAGACAUGAUUUUGGUUUUGGUUUUGGUUUCCGAGGGUUCUAGUGGGCAGAAGGUUGGAGGGACACUUAUGAGGGUGGCCGGGGGCUGACGCUGCACUUUGGAAAAACUCACACAGUUGAAUUUCCAAAGAAAUCUGCCCUUUGCCCUCUUUGCACCUUUGAUACAUUCUGGAAGUUUUCUCAGGCUUUGGACACUGCUGGGGAUGGAGGUGUGGAGAAGUGGAGAGUUCCCUCUCUUCAUAGUAAAUAACUCUGAAAUAUGUGAAUGUGAAUGGCAGGAGAAUCUGGCCAAGGAUGGGGCCGAAAAGGGUGGUUCUAAUUGUUUGCUUCUGAUGUUGAGUCUUUAGCUGACCCCACAGGCAGGUUUCCAAGGUGCAAAGAGAUCUUUCCCGAGUCAGCGGCCCCAUCCUCAUCCUCCCGCCCUUUACUUCCUCACUGUGCAGUCUCCCUCAAGGAUCUACUGUGAAAGGUGUGUUUGUAGUGAUAUCCAACCUAACUCAGUAACGAAGCCGUUACUUAGCUCUUAGCUGUGAAAUAACUCUGGAAACUUCCCCACCCCAACCAUAAAUUCUUACUUAUAAAGAAACAGGUCCCCAAACUGGAAACAGCUUAGUCCAGGCCUCAGCGAGAAGGAAGGACACCAUGACUGCUCAAUGCUGGGCACAGCCGGGCAGUCUUGCCAAGUGCCUGCUGGAGGCUGAGCCGGCAAGAGGCCUGCAGCAAGGAGAUUCCCUUCCCUCGGGCCAUUAUCAAUACUGUCUUUAUCUGGAGGUGGGGAAGCGCAGCCCUCUGAGACAGCAGGACAAUGGUCAGUUCAGAGAGGGUGAGGGCAGCAAACGCUUCAGAGGACACAGAAGCCAGAGGACCCCCCUGCCCCACAGCUGGGUCAGCCUGGAAAAUCCAUCUAUUAGGGACUUUUUGGCAGCCAGAUGGCAGCAAUAGCCCAUUAGGUCUCAUCCCGAGUUCCAAGUCUUGGCUGCAAAUGAGCCUCAGUUCGCCUUACUGGAGAGCACCCCCAGAUUCCUGGGCACAGUUCAUUUCCAGCCCUUUCUAGAUCUGAUCUUUUAGGGGGAAAGACAGCUUAAAAUGUUCUUUUCAUUUUAAAGAAAAUUAUUCUGUCUGCUUAAGUUGGAGGCUACUUACUCUUUCACCUGACAUUUUCUUUCCUUUUAUUCUUCCAGAUCAGGAAUGAAAUUUCCAUGCUGCUCAUAAAGAUAAUAUUAUUGUACUAAUUAUUUUUAUUACCAUUGUAAUUAUGAUCAUUAUGUUGAUAUUUUAGUCAGGGUUUUAAAUGCACAUUUAUUCCAAGUAUCUUUGUGUUUUCUCUUUAAUAUUUAAACUUAUUCUCUCUGUGAGUAUAUAAGUAGACUGGAGGGACAUCCAGAUGUCCAGUUUUGUCAGGCAAAAAAAAAGGAAAGACUUAGGAAGUAGGAAAAUUGUUUCUGUCAUCUCUAUCCCAACAAGAGACGUCAAGAAAGAUCCACCACAGAACAAAAAUUUAAAGAAGAAUCAAAGCCUUGAUUGGGCUUCUGACAACAUGGUCACCAUCAAGGUUGUCAUUUUCUAGAUCCCAGAGGCCUGGGAUGCGACGUCAGGUGGCAUCUCAUGGGCUCGGGGAAUGUCGAGUCACUGACUGUCCAGCCCUUAGCCAGCUUCUCUCCCACAUCCUCAGAGCUCUCCUGUGCUUCUGAAAUCUGUUAACUAAAUCUUUGGCUUGCCUCUGAUAUUUAAGCAAGAAAAUUCCCUCCCAGAGGUGACCCCACCCGCUUCCCCACAAUCCAUCCUUUUGCCAUUGGCGCACCUGGGGCGUGGCUUAGGUUCUUCAAUGCAGGGACAUCUGCCACCUCCCAGAAGCUGCUGGGCACAGUGAGGUGGCGUAAGAGUGACUGGCAGGUGGUACCUUCCCCAGGAAAUUUCACCACACCACCCAGUUCCUCAGCCUGCCCCCUCCCCCUGUGAUGCAUGCCCCCAGCACCCAAUUCUAGCCAGCUGGAAGUGGGUGGAGGGACGGCAGGAGGCCAGAGAAACCCUGAACAAAGCUGGGUGGCUGCUCAGGCAUCACAGGCUGCACCCCCUCUGAAAGCAUCCCCACUGGGCUCCGGCCACAUCCUCAGUGCACUGUGCUGUGUGUGCUGGGUGCUCACACGCUGUCCCCAGACCCACAAAGUGCUAGGCCCCAGUUGAAGAAAGGGGUGAAAUAGCACAGCUUCACCGAAGGGAAGGGAAGGGAAGUAUUGGGCGAUGCCAGCCCCACAGACGCUCAGCAAACAUUAGUGCACAUUCUCCUAGUCCUCACCCAAUGGCCUCCUCUACCCCCAUGCAUGGAGCUGCCACAUCAGAAGCCCCAGGAGAAGCUCCCUGCAGGAGAGGCAAGUGCACAUUCUCCUAGUCCUCACCCAAUGGCCUCCUCUACCCCCAUGCAUGGAGCUGCCACAUCAGAAGCCCCAGGAGAAGCUCCCUGCAGGAGAGGCCAGCUCCCUGGAUGCCCAAUUGCAUACCUGGCAGAAUCUGCCAUUGAGUCACCUUAGCAAAUAGGCUGCUGUCACUAGGACCAAGCUCUCAAGCAGAGGGAUGCCAACCUAGUCCUUACUUAGCCCACGAAUCAUCUAGAGCAUCCUCUAGUCUUUUGUGGGCUCCCUCCUUCCCAUUUGAAGAGACAUAGUUCAGAGGAAGAGGGGAAGAUUUGAAAUGUCAGGUCAUGGAGGAGUGUUUAACUGGAGCCUGGUGAACCGCAGGGCAAUUUGCUUCUGCUCACUGGGUUCUGACUGGCCCGUCUGGACGUGGGCCCCCAUGUCUCUGUGCUUAGGGCCUCUUCAUGAUGUUUUGGAUGUUUCCAAGGGAAGUGGGUGAGCAGAUCAAGGGGUGGGAGAGUCGAGGCUUGAUGCCAGUUAAUACAGUGAAGUGGAGCGUGCGGUCAGUGGAAUUCAGAGGAAAAAGAAGGGUUGGAGCAAAGCGGCAUUCAUCUCCUGGACUGUUAGCCUUUCUAGUCUUCCUGGUGGCUGAGGUGUUCACGGGCUGGGGGAGCCAGCUGACCUUUGGCCUCUUCAACCUAGAAGACUCAGCCCACCCAGACACCAACGUGUGAGACGGAUGGACAUCAGGAAGGGAAGGGGAGAUUAGCCCAACUGCUGACAGAACGAUUUCCCUUGGUUGGACCUUGGGAAUGGCAAACACUCAUAUUGGAACAAGCUUGGGGUGGAAGAUUUAGGCCGUGUGAGCGUGUGUGAGUGAGUGGAACAAACUUUCUUGGAAACUGGAGGGAGGAGAUGAGGAGGCUUCGGGAAGUAUUACUGAUGGCUCAUGGUUGAGAGAGCGACGUGGGGCCCCAGCUCGCCCCAGCUUUCGUCCCAGGUUCUCUUUGUCUGAUGCUGAGGGCAGGGUGGGGUGUGGGACCACCACUCUUGUUGGCCUGUCAAGUAGCCCCUAGGACAGAAAAUGGAAAGAAGGAAAUGGCUCGGUGCUCUCAACUAGCAGAAUUCAAGAGAGGUAAGGGUUCCUUCUGCAGGCCAGCCUGGGACUCCACAGCGCCAGCAGGAGUGACUUGGCCACGAGACAUUCCAGCCCCAGGGACUUUGCAGGCUUCAUUCCCUGUCUGUGUCUUUUCCUUCUGGUGUGUUUUACAGACUUCUGAUGGGGAAGCUUCAAACUUGAGCAGGCCAGAGAUGUCCUUACCAAAUUGGAAAGGAAGGUGAAGCUGUUCCUUUCUUUAGCCAAAGAACCCUUCUCAAAGACGCCUCCAGAAAUGGACAAAAUGGCCUUCCCUUCAUUCCUUUCCAGGCAAUAAUGACAUCAUUAGUGAUGCAAUUCUAUUUGUCUUUCUCUUUCCUCUCUGUCCUUUUUUUUAAAAAAAAAAAAAUUGCAUUUAUUUCAAAACUGUGGUAUUCUUUUAAGAGGAGUGGAGGUGACCCCUUCGAUGCUGCUGCUAUCGGGAGACAAGGUGCCAUACCAAUACGUGGGCUUGACUAAUCCCAGGCCACCAUGGGAGAGAGCAAAGCAGGGCUGCCAGGAGUUCAGUUGCAGCAAGGGCGUAGAGCACGCGGGGGCUGGGCUCGGAAUAGCAGUACUUUUCCACUUUGAUGCCUUAGAACUCUCACUUCUCAUCUCCACAGACCAGACUCAGUAAAAUCUCAGGCCACUAGAGAAUGGAAGGCGGUGAAACAGGAUUUAAAUGCAAAAAAAACCUAUUGGAGGCUUUUGGCACCGUGGCUUACUAGAGGGACCCAGCAUAGUAGAGGUUUCUCUUGUUGCAGCUUCUGAAAAGUUCAAAAAAGAACUCCAGGCUGUUGUUCCCUCAAACCCAGUGAGAGUUUGCAGAGAAGUGCCCCCUGCAGGGCUCCUGUCCCAGAACACCAGCACCAGAGAGGGUCUUCCCGAUGCCCCCCGCUGGACUUGCCCAAGCCUCUGGGAGCCCCUCAUCUCAGAUCCCUGUGUUGAACAUGACACUGCCUGUCCCUUAUUUGUUAAAAUUUGCAAUAUCUCUCAAGUAAAUAAUAGCCAACAUUUGUUGAAUGUUUUCAUGACUCCCGGGCUAAGGCCUUUAUGAGCGUUGUCUCAAGGGGCCCCCACAGCCAUCCCACAGGGAGGGGGAUAACAGCCCCCAUUUAUAGAUAAGGGAGCUGACCGGAUGCUCUGAGAAGUGGCAGGUGUUGAAGGAAGGAUAAAGCAGUGAUGGGCCAGAAUCCCCAAGGUUCCCUUUUUUGUUCAUCAGGCCCUUCCUGAGAUGUGAUUUUUAAUCUUUUGACUUUUUUAAUUAAUAGCAAUGCGUGGCCUCAUAUUUCUAUGAACCAUUUAGUGAUACUCCCGCUUCCUGCAUGCCACACACUGUGCUGGGAAUUGCUCAUGGGUCGUCCUGUUUCAUCUUCUCGGUUGCCCUGUGAGAUCGGCAAUAUUAGUCCCCCUACAGCCAAGGAAACUGCCCAGAGCCACACAACUCUUGAGGGGUGAGGAAGGCUUGAACCUGAGUCUGCCCAGCUCCAGAACUGAGCUUGCAGCCAUUAGCCACAGCUGUCUCCUGCAUGUCUGAGCAAAGAAAGGUCUUUACACAGCAUCACCCUGUGCCAUCCCAUGCACCGUGGGACUCAGCUAAAGGACUGUGCAAAGAGGGGGCUCCUGAGUUGGAUUUAGGCAAAAGGGGCAGAAUUCGUUUGAUUUUUAGAGAAAAUCUCUGGAGAGUUUCUUUUGAUUCAUAGAAUUCCUUUUAGAUUUCUUUCCAGCAUACCAACUAGCUUUAGUAGUGCUGCUACAACCAGCUCUUAUAAGUAAGAGUGAAAAAGAAGUAUUCUUUUCUUCUUUAAAAAAUAAGUUUUUCUUGCUUAUAGUUAAUUCUAGAAAGGCAAUACUAAAGGUAUAUAUUUUUUUCAAAAUGCUAUUUUUUACUGCACUUGAUAAUUAUCCUGACAGCUCUGAUCUCUGUAAUAGAUUCACUCUUCAGCUCUGGGCAGAACCAGAGGCAGGGUUCACACCAAAUUUGUAAAUACCAUAUGUGGGUCUGGUGUCCAGGAACUUUUUUCUUUCUGUUAAAAAAAGAAAAAAAAGAAAAAAAAAAGAAGUAGAGGUGGAAGAAAGACAAGACUUAGAGGAACAAAAGAACGUUUUCUUUUGAGAUACUCUUCUCAAAGAAAUAGCAACAAUUGUAUAAACAGGAAAACCAGCCAGCUUUCAUGAUAAAAGGAAGGAGUGUCUCUUGCCCUGGUAUGAGAUUAACAGAAAUACAGAUGCAUUUUUAUUUUGGUUGAAAGAUGGUAAGAAUUUAGAAAUGCUUAGGACUAGAUUUUUAAUUUUUUAAAAUAACUAUUAUCAUUUAUUAUGAAAUAUUUGUUCAGUUGUUUUGAGUGGGUUUCUUGUUCCUUUUUUCAUUUAAAACCUUCUUUGUUGACUGGCUCCAGGCUUGUUUGCCUAAAUUCUUAGGUAGUUUACACAAGUUCUAGAAUCUUUUAGAACUUCAACUCCAUUGGAAGCAAACCUAACUAAUCGGAGUUUGAGAUCCUGGUUGGUUUCAAUAGGUAUUCUGGAAUUCUGGCAGAACACCUAAAGAUUUUUUUUUUUAGAAGGUUUUAGAUACAUUAUCUUACACAAACUGUGACCUAAUGGCAAUAAUUACCUCAAAUGUGGGCAUUCAUCCUGGUUUUAGCCUUUUUUGAAAUCAUGUAGCCAGCUUGAUCUUGGAAUUUAAAGACUAUGAAUUCUCUGUGGGCUGAAAAUAAUGAUUACUUCAUACCCCCGGUUAUCGUUGCUUAAGUGAAUUCUGAAAAUAGCUCAUCUUUACAACAAAAAUUAAACCAAGGAAGAGAUUAUUCUUUGUGUGUUGUACUCAAAUGCGAUGUUCAAAUGCACGUGUUAAGUAUAUAUGUUUUUAGCUACUGUAAAAUGCUGUUAGCCUUCUAAGCUAUCAAGACAGUCACAUUUUAAAUGAGUAAACUAAACAAUUGACUGUGGAUACUUAAGCAUAUUUCUGGCUACGUUUUAUAGUUAAAGUGUUUUAUAGUUUACAUUUAGACUGGUACUUUUUAAAGAAAAGUUCUGUUUAUAACUGACAUCCGCAAACCCCAGUGAAUGCCUCUUAGUUGGAGGUUGUGUCUCCCCCAAGGCAAGUGUGUUGUCCCAGACUCUUCUGUAGUCCAGCAUGCGCACUUCCCUCUGGAUUAUUAGUUUCCAUGUGAACUCAAGAGAACAUGAAAGGCAAUCCAGAUGGAGGGAAAAGGUGUGAGUCCGCAGCCCGGGCCAGAUGCGAAGGUCUCGUGCGUGUCGUCUAAACACUUGUCUUCAAGGCCUUCUCUCUGACAUCUCGGAAGAGUCAUUGAGAACAGAUAACCUGGUUCAUUGAUUUUUGUCUUGAUUUGAAUAUUUAACUUAUUAAUAGAUCCACUGAUUUCCAGGCACCAGGCAGUAGAAGAGACUGGGAUUCAGGUGACCAUGAAGGCACAGCUGCUACUUCUGGGCCGGGGGUGAUAUUUUGAUCAGCGUUUUGUAGGGGAGGACCAUAUACCCCUAUUCCCAUGGUCGCUGGCUGGGUUUUCCAUAUAUCUGCUGUCAUUUAUUCGUUUUCCCCUUGAAAGGAAAAUCAAUGUAAAAGGCUAUGUUUACGUUUUACUCAUUGUCCAGCUUAGACUCAAAGUCUAGUUCGGUGGGAGGGGGACCUUAGCAUCCUCUCAGAGAUGGUCAGGGCUGAGCAGGAGGAGGCAGAGACAGAGGGGCAGCUCAGCCUGGUCCAUUGAGACCCACUCUAAACAGACAUCAUAUUUGGAACAAGAGAGAUGCUUCGAGACAGGAAUGGGCCCCACUGUCAUGCAGAAACAGACUGGGGGAAUGGCAGUUUCCCUGAGUCUUGGUUUCUUUUAUGUCUUCUCUUGUGCCACCACCAAACUGCAGAGGACCUGCUGUGACCUAAAGGGCAUUCCUUUAGCAGAUAAGACCUUGAAAACUGCAAAACACCUGGGACCAGGGAGCUUUUAAAAAAUACAAAAAAAUACCACAUUUGCUUUUUCCCUGUGAACUGUAUUGACAGCGUGUUCUUAGGACAGUCUUUUGGUGGAAAUGUUACUGUAAAAUAGUUUUCAUCUCACCCCUCCUGAUCAUUACUCCCACUUUCCUGUUUGUGUGGUGGUGGUGCUGUUUUUCCCUUUACAUGAAUUAACCAAAUGAAUUUUGUGUCAUUGUUUUUGGGGCUUAUAUUUUUAAAACAUAGAAAUUGCCUUUUGUUCAUUUGAAAAGUAAGUAUGUUGUAUCUGAAAAAGGGCUCUGCCUCUGCUCUCCCUCGCUUCCUUGUAACCAAUCUCCAAACGAAUCUCUCCUGGCACCGCCCCCUUCCUUAUAUAGGGUCACUGUCCCCGGGGCCACCUCUGCCUCCACCCUGCUGUCACCACUGCCCUGGGCCAAGGCACCCAGGACUCCCAGAAAGCCCGAGAGCCGAGAGCCGGCAAGAAGGCCCCACUCAGCCUUGAGACUGGUGGUCACACCUCCCUGUCAGAGUCGCCUGCUGGGCUGAAGGGGCAAUGGAUUGUCAUUGUUGAAAUUGUUUGGCUCAGGUUAUAAGGAGGAACUUGGGAAGUAGAAAGUGACUUGACCAUGUGCAUCCUUGGUAGCUUCCUGUAACUAACAAAUGGAACAGAGAGCACACCCCCGCCCCGCCCUGCCCCGCCCCAAGCAGAUGUUCCCGUCAGCGCUGCCCUGAGUCAGUCAGUCCCCUGUUUCUGCUCUCCUCCCUUUUGUGUUCCUGCUCACUUCAAGCUUCUUCCAUGGACUUUCCAGGGCACAAUCAUCUCUAGCCCCCAAAUCAUCUCUUCAUCCUCUUUGUGUGCAUUUUUUUAACCAAAUGAAGUAGACAAGAAAGUCAUACUUUGGGGCAGCAGAAUUUCUAAUUUAGUAGAAUCACUGUAUAGAGAUAGCUGUUGAUAUAUAUGUUUGUGUAUAUAUAUCAAACCAAAUUUGAUAGGAGAAGUAUAGCUUUACAGAUGAGGAGAAGGAGCUCUUUAGAGGUCGGAGUCAAGACUGGUGUCUUGGACGUGCAUGGGCUGUGUCCCAGGCCACUCCGCACACAUGGGGCUGAGGCGUGGCGCCGGGCCCUUGUCAUCCACCUCACCACGGCAGAGCCAGCAGGCCCUGUAGGGUGCUGCUGCUGUCUCACUGGCUCCCAGCUUCAAGCGCAUCAGUGGGUGACGGGGGCAACAAAUCAGAGUGACUGGAAGUUUCCAUCCCGUUUUGCUUUGACCACGUGUACUGAGCUGCAGCCUCUGAUAUUCUGUCACGUUUCCAAAAAUGGUAUCCAUUAGGAUAGAAAGAGAAUGGAUCUGUAGAAAUGUUUACCUUUCAACUGCUCAUGAAUUCAGGACACUGGAUAGAAAGACUCACUCCCCAAAAUGAGAACAGGGAAGAGGAGACCUGGAGACACUAAGUCACCAGGUCCAAGGAACGUGGCUCCCUCUCCAGGGUCAUCUCACCUAGAUCUUUCUCUCCCAGGUCAUCUCAGCUCAAUCUCAAUAACCCUAUGAAAGCCCUGGUCUGUUGUGUUCCUUCACCGUACAGUUUCUGUAAUAAAAAGUGUUAAUCCAUGUUAAUCUGUGUGAAAAUUAUUGCGUGCAACAGUAUUUUCUCGUGUACCUCUUUUUCCUGUGUGAAUUGUCCCUCUUUUUUAUUUAUAAAUGUCUACUUUUGUUUUUUUAAAGACAAACCAAUGUGUUGUAGACCUAUAUGUAACCUAUUCCUUAGUCUCAUAUUAUAGGUAUGUUAUAAGAAUGGAUAUUUUACUUGGCUUUAGAAUGUUUUACAAGAAAACUAAUUCUUAACUGAUCAAGUCCUUGCUACUAAAAUGCUUGUGUUUUUCAUCAUGACGUCGUGUGCUUCUAAAUUAAUCAUUUUCGUUGUAGAAAAAUGGAGUGAAUUUAUAUUAGUCUUGGAAACUAAUAAUAGCAUUGUAAAUUUAUGAGAUGAUUUUAACAGAAAAAAUAUAGAAGAAUAUAGUUAUUUUAAUUGUAAUAUUACUAACUGUAGGGUGAGAAAAAGGGGGGGGUCCCAUUGUGGUGAACUAUGUUAUAGCUUGUUACUCAUAGUUUCUUUUUGAUCAUUUUUUCGGUCUCCGAGGUGAAAUGACUUAUUAAUUAAAAUUUGUAAACUCACAUAUGCAUAUUGUAUAUGUGUAGAAAUGUAAUCACACUUUGUCUUGGAAUUACAUUAAACUGUUUGAAAUCACUGUA
Gorilla gorilla gorilla (western lowland gorilla) is the source of this 15441-nucleotide messenger RNA. It is a transcript of the gene HIPK2, whose product is annotated as homeodomain interacting protein kinase 2. Gene Ontology annotation, cellular component: nucleus; PML body; cytoplasm. Gene Ontology annotation, biological process: peptidyl-threonine phosphorylation; smoothened signaling pathway; positive regulation of transcription by RNA polymerase II. The coding region runs from base 391 to 3987 and encodes 1198 amino acids. The transcript is spliced from 15 exons. Gene Ontology annotation, molecular function: transcription coactivator activity; protein tyrosine kinase activity; ATP binding. The record is from RefSeq and is a predicted model, not a curated record. Lineage: Eukaryota; Metazoa; Chordata; Mammalia; Primates; Hominidae.